Messenger RNA from Beauveria bassiana ARSEF 2860, 1053 nucleotides. RefSeq names its product Aquaporin-like protein. Gene Ontology annotation, biological process: glycerol transmembrane transport; water transport. The transcript has 2 exons. Bases 1 to 1053 code for a protein of 350 amino acids. The record is from RefSeq and is a predicted model, not a curated record. Gene Ontology annotation, cellular component: plasma membrane. Gene Ontology annotation, molecular function: glycerol channel activity; water channel activity. Lineage: Eukaryota; Fungi; Ascomycota; Sordariomycetes; Hypocreales; Cordycipitaceae.
AUGUCUUCUCCAGAUCUCACUCGUCUCCACACCCACGACUUAGAACUGGGUGUGACUGAUGCAAUCCAAAGACACGUCUCCCGCCACGUUGUUCCUGCAAAGCCCGUAUCCCAGCGCCGACUCGAUUUCGAGCGUGCUCGCCCACGAUGGGUCCGCGAGUGCAUGGCCGAGGCCACCGGUGUAUUCUUUUACGUCUUCCCCGGCAUCGCCGCCGUGGCCAGCUUCACCUUGAACCUUGCCAGUCCGGUCGGCGUGGCGGCGUUUGGCAGCCUCUUUCAGAUCGGUUGGGCAUUCGGCUUUGGCAUUGCUUUUGCCAUCAUCUGCUGCGGGCCAACAUCUGGUGGCCACUUCAACCCGUGCAUCACAAUUGCUCUAUGGUUCUGGCAGGGUUUCCCGCUGAAAAAGGUCCCGCAAUACAUUAUCAGCCAGAUAUUUGGCGCAUUCAUUGCAGGAUUGCUCGUCAUGGGCAUGUACUGGCCGCAGAUUCAGGAGAUGAAGGCAGAGCUAAUCGCUGCAGGCAAGCCAUUAGUAGCGAAUGGCGCUCCUGCUAGCAUUCUGUGUUCUUUUCCUAAUCCAAAUCAGACGAACCUUGGCUUUCUCUUCAUGAUUGAGUUUUUCGUCGACGCCUUCCUCGCCCUCGUCAUCUGGGCUUGCAUUGAUCCCACCAACCCAUUCAUCUCGCCCGCAAGCGCCCCCUUUGUCAUUGGCACCGCCUAUGCGACCAUGGUUUGGGGUUUUGCUGACAUUACCAUAAGCACCAACAUGGCUCGUGAUUUGGGCACGCGCAUGGUUGCUGCCAUCUUCUUCGGGAAGGGGGCGUUUACUUACAUGACUUACUCGCCCAUCAGCAUUCUCGUCAGCAUCCCAGCCACCCUUUGUGCCACUGGGUAUUAUGAGUUUUUGAUGCGCGAUAGCUUGCUGAGGAUUCAAAAAGGGCAUGUCCAGUUUGAAUCAGGCAGCGAAGGGCUCAUGCGCCACCUCAGUCGGGCAUCAGCCACCGUGGAAGAUGACAGCGACAUUUCAAAGCACAUGGAGCAUAGCAGUAACAACUAG